Messenger RNA from Ziziphus jujuba (common jujube), 1780 nucleotides. RefSeq names its product pentatricopeptide repeat-containing protein At5g41170, mitochondrial. The transcript has a single exon. The record is from RefSeq and is a predicted model, not a curated record. Lineage: Eukaryota; Viridiplantae; Streptophyta; Magnoliopsida; Rosales; Rhamnaceae. Bases 47 to 1579 code for a protein of 510 amino acids. Gene Ontology annotation, molecular function: protein binding.
GCAAUAAAGUAAGUCGUUGAGGCAAAUUGAUAUAUUAGCGCCAUCGAUGAUAAGCAGUAAAGCAUCAUCAACCUUGACUCUAAUGCCUUCUACUUUUUGUGUACCUUCCACAUUUACUCAUUAUCCCUCUUCAUCUCCUUUGGUCAGAAACCCUGUUUGCUUUAAAUUCACCUCUAGCAUCAUUAAUGACGGAAUUCCAUCGUCAUAUACUACCAAUCCAACAAGGAGAAUCCCAUCCAUUGUGCUCAAUCUCGUUAAACGUAACCAGGGUGUUGAUAAAAGACCCAACAGAUUGCAGGUAACAAAUCUUGUUGAUAGAAUUAAAGCGUUACCCACCAAAGAAAGAAGUGAAAUUAUCGCAAAAGUGGAACAAGUUAGUAACUCUCUGACAAUAUGUGAAUUCAAUGAUCUGCUCAUGGCUUUCGUCGUAGCAGAAGAACCCGACCUUGCAUUGAAGUUGUUUGCUAAUAUCUCAUCUUACGGUUUAGUGCCCGAUUCUCAGACGUUAUCUAUCAUUAUAAGGUGCUAUUGCAAGAACAAUAAUCUUGAUGAGGCCCAAAGAGUUUUAGAUGAUAUGGUAGAAAAUGGGCUUAAUCCAAAUUUUGCAACCAUAACCAUUUUCAUAAAUUCCCUAUGCAAAAAGGGUAGGUUGCAGAGAGCUUUGAAGGUUUUGGAGGUCAUGGGUAGAAUCGGAUACAAACCCACGGUUCAGAUAUACAAUUGCUUGUUGAAGGGGUUGUGUUAUGUGGGCCGGGUAGAGGAAGCAGUCGAUGUAUUGCUGGAAAUCAAGAAAGGUGAGGUGAAACCUGACAUUUAUACAUACACAGCUGUUAUGGAUGGAUUAUGUAAAGUGGGUCGGUCAGACGAAGCCAUGGAAUUGCUUGUUGAAGCAUUGGAACUGGGUCUGAAACCAGACGUGGUCACUUUUAACACUCUGUUUACUGGGUAUAGCAGGGAGGGAAGGCCAUUGGAGGGCAUUGGAGUUUUGAAGCAGAUGAAGGAGAGGGAUUGCAGGCCUGAUUAUAUAAGUUAUAAGACCUUGCUGCAUGGGCUCUUGAAAUGGGAAAAGGCUCGGGCAGCGGUAAGGGUCUAUAAUGAGAUGGUGGGAAUUGGAUUUAAAGUGGAGGAGAGCACCAUGAACACUCUUGUGAGAGGGCUAUGUAGGACAUCCUGCAGAAAGAAAGGCUUGUUGAAAGACGCCCACCAACUGUUUGAGAAAAUGAAGUGUGAGGGUCUUGUCAUUGACCCAUCUACAUACGAGCUAAUGAUCCAAACUCUUUGCAUUGGAAAGAAAACUGAUGAGGCUAGGAUCAAUUUGAAGGAGAUGAUUGAAAUGGGUUAUUCCCCUGGAAAGGUCACCCUCAACAAUGUAAUUCAAGCACUUUGUGAAGAGGGAAAGGUCAUUGAGGCGUUGCCCAUUUUGGUUCAUGCGAACGAAGAAGGAAGAGUGCCCAGUAGUUUUUCUUACAAUCUUUUGAUCGGUGAGCUUAAUGAACAGGGGAACAAGUUGGGUGCUUGUAACGUAUAUGGUGCAGCAUUAAAGCGAGGCAUGAUUCCCAGUAGGAAGCCACGACAAUGAGGAAAGCAUUGUUUAAGCUCACAGUUCUCAAAUGUCAUUGUCAAAAUUGUUGAUAGAUUACGACUGUUCAAACAAUGGAACUUCUGUAUCAUAAAUUCAUAAAUUUUGUUUCGAUUAAAAUUUUAAUUUGAACAAUGGCUACUGAAACAGUGUAGAUUUUGUACUAUUUUCCAUAUUUAAACAAAUCAAAGUUUCUAUUUU